UGUGUGGUUAAUGUUAAUGUUACCUCAGUUCGUUUCGGUGAGCAUACAUUAUCGACAUACCGUGACUGCAUAAAGUCUAGAGGAAGAGUAAUAUGUGCACCUCCAGUUGAAGAUUUUGAAAUUGAACGCGUUUUUGUACAUGAGAAUUUCUCCUCAAUUCUUGGCCUUAAUGAUAUAGCGCUUAUCAAACUAAAAAGGAAUGCGGAAAUCAAGUUAAACAUUAGUCCCAUCUGUCUUCCCGUGACCAAGGAGCUACAAGAAAAACCCGAAAUGCUGACGCAGUUUCGAGUAACAGGCUGGGGAAAAACUGAAACUUUGGCAAGAGCGGAUACUUUACAGGAAUCGGUUAUACGCAAAAUACCCCGAGAAAAUUGCAGUCGUGCUUACGACAAAGAAUAUAAUUCAUCUAUUAUCUGUGCUGGAGACACUAUGGGAGAUGCUUGCAAUGGCGACUCUGGUGGUCCAUUGACCUAUGUAGAGUAUUUUAAUCAAAGACAAAGAUUUGUACAGUUUGGAAUUGUCAGCCGUGGUUCAAAACAUUGCGGUAAUGGAUUUCCAGGUGUAUACACCAAUGUGGGUAAAUUUAUGUCCUGGAUCGCUGAAAAAAUAGUCGAACCAUAAGUAUCGCGUCUUUUUUUUAACAAUUGUAACUAAAACUUCAAUAUAUGUACAUGAAUUUAAAGUAAUAUUAUACUGCUAUA
Messenger RNA from Drosophila busckii, 701 nucleotides. Its product is annotated as serine protease grass-like. The record is from RefSeq and is a predicted model, not a curated record. Gene Ontology annotation, biological process: proteolysis. NCBI's taxonomy places the organism in Eukaryota, Metazoa, Arthropoda, Insecta, Diptera, Drosophilidae. Gene Ontology annotation, molecular function: serine-type endopeptidase activity. The transcript has 3 exons. The annotation marks the transcript as partial.